Messenger RNA from Bombyx mandarina (wild silkworm), 1668 nucleotides. RefSeq names its product piggyBac transposable element-derived protein 3-like. The record is from RefSeq and is a predicted model, not a curated record. NCBI's taxonomy places the organism in Eukaryota, Metazoa, Arthropoda, Insecta, Lepidoptera, Bombycidae.
AUAAUUUUUGCGCGAUUGACCUGUUAGUCGGUCUUUGGUGAGGCGACAAAGAUGACGGCGUUCUUUGACAAUGGUAGCGGAGUGCUGAGACCGUUGGACAGCGAUUUAAUAUUACAUCUGCUUCAAGACGGAAACGAUUCUGAAGUAGAAGGUAUCGAUGAUGAUGACGAAUUGCCUCUCCAAAGGCCUUGUAACCCUGCUGUCAUUGAUGUUCCAUCACCACAAUUUCCAAUACCGCCCCCAGCUCAACCUCAACGUAGAAAUGUGGUUCAAAACAAAGCAAAAGCCAGAAGAAGACUUUGGAGACAGGAGGCUUUUAGUCAAAAAGAACAUGGCUACCCACAACGCGUUCAGCCGGGUGUUAUCAGAGAACCCUUAGAAUAUUUUAGCGACUAUUUUAAUGAUGAUUUUUUUGAGUCAACUGCGUUUUGUACCAACAAUUAUUUCAUGCGCCACAAUGGCCGUAUCUUAAACACAAAUGCCAUUGAAUUAAAGAAACUGGUAGGCAUACAUUUCAUCAUGGGAUGUAUCCCAUACCCGCGGUUGUUCAUGUACUGGCGAGAAGGAUUACGAUUGGAUAUAGUCGCGAACGUCAUGGCCAGAGACAGGUUCAAGACUCUGCGUUCAGCAUUGCACGUCGUUGACAGUGACACUGCUCCGACAGGAAAUACCAACACACUGUGGAAAGUACAACCAAUACUUGACCGGGUUAAAAAAACAUGUGAUCGACUCGAAAGACAGCCGGGAUAUUUUUCCAUAGAUGAACAAAUGAUCCCUUUUAGUGGUGUAUGUCCACGUGGGCUGCGACAGGUUAUCAAAACCAAGCCUCGACCCCAAGGUUUAAAAGUUUUUGUGGCCACCACACAUGAUGGACUAAUGAUUGACUUUGAAGUUUAUAGAGGUGCCAACACUUCAAUGGGUGACAGAUCUUUGGGAGUUGGAGCGUCGAUAAUUUUACAUCUUUCUAAGUCAAUUCCAAGAGGCAGCUGCAUUUAUUUUGACCGGUACUUCUCGUCAAUACCUUUGCUUGAAAAGCUAAGCACUAUUGGGCUACACGGUACAGCAACGCUAAUGAUGAAUCGAAUACCUGAACGGAAAAACAUCGAUUUCAAACCUGAUCGCCGUAUGAAACGUGGUGAAUCGCAACAGUUCGUGUGUGACGAUGUCGUAGUUGUUAAAUGGAUGGAUAACAAAUCCGUGCUAGUUGCAUCAAACUGCACAUCUGCUGACGAUACAACAUUUGUACAGCGUUGGGAUAAAAAUAUCUCUGCUUUCACUGAUGUUACCGCGCCCAAAAUAAUCGCUAAUUACAAUAGGUACAUGGGUGGUGUGGACAUCCUUGAUCAAUCAAUGGAGUACUACCGCACCUUUAUGAAGACGAGAAAAUGGACGUUAAAGGUCAUACUCCAUUUCUUUGAUCUGGCUCUUUGUAAUGCAUGGCGCUUGUAUAAAUUGGAAUGUGCAGCAGCUGCGAUCCCAAAUAGCAAAGUUAUGGACUUGUUAGAGUUUCGGAUGCAAGUAGCAGAUGGGCUUACCAACACGCCUAAUCGCCGAAGGAGGAUUAGCGAGAGUGAUGAAAAUGCUGUCGAAAAUGUAGCGCAAAAUAAUAAUACAAGGUUUAAGAGAACAAAUCAGCCCUCUCAAGCCAAAAAUUCAUUUAAAGCCUAA